Messenger RNA from Phyllostomus discolor (pale spear-nosed bat), 2892 nucleotides. RefSeq names its product alkB homolog 3, alpha-ketoglutarate dependent dioxygenase (gene ALKBH3). The transcript has 10 exons. Gene Ontology annotation, molecular function: dioxygenase activity. Gene Ontology annotation, cellular component: nucleus. The record is from RefSeq and is a predicted model, not a curated record. NCBI's taxonomy places the organism in Eukaryota, Metazoa, Chordata, Mammalia, Chiroptera, Phyllostomidae. Gene Ontology annotation, biological process: DNA alkylation repair; DNA repair. The coding region runs from base 532 to 1392 and encodes 286 amino acids.
UAAGGUUCCCCGGACCGCUGGUGGCGGGCUGGAGUUUGCUUACCAGGGCGAGCGCGUGUGAACCUGCGCGCCCUCCCCCGCGGGCAGGUGUGGCCUUCCGGUUUACGGGUGGGUGCUGGGGGCCGGCGGCGUGGGGACUGCCUCUGAGGUCCCUCCCCACGCGACCUCCGGGACCUCAUCCUGAGCCUCCUGGAAGAGAAGGGUCUAAAGUAGGGGAAGUUGCUAGUCCUUGUUGAGGACCAGCCUCUUUCACCUGUCACGCUCGUUUACUCUGCAGUUCAACCGUGAGAGAGAGAUUGGUUUCCUGUGUACAGAGGAGGAAACUGAGGCCCAGACAGGUGAAGUCAUUUGCCACAGAUCAUGCCGUUGGAAAGUGACAGAUCUGGAUUCAAAGCGAGUCUUGGCUAACCCCAGAGCCCCUGCUCUUUGUCCUGCUGCGGCGUUCUCAAGCUUUCUCUGGAUAACCAUUGUGUGGUUCAUGUGAGGAAUGAAAUCUUCUGAAAGCUGAGAGCAGAAGCCCUCCCAGUCAACAUGGAGGACAAAAGACGGCGAGCCCGGGUGCAGGGGGCCUGGGCCGGCUCUGCUAAGAGCCAGGCCAUUGCUAAGCCAGCGGCCACUGCCGAGAGCCGUCUCCACCAGAGGCCUGGUCAGACCCGGAUGAACAGGGAGCAUCACCUCUCAGACAGACAGUUUGUGUUCAGAGAACCCCAGCAGGUCGUGCGCAGAGCCCCGGAGCCACGAGUGAUCGACAAAGAGGGUGUAUAUGAGAUCAGCCUGUCACCCACAGGCGUAUCUAGGGUACGUUUGUAUCCUGGCUUUGUCGACUUAAAAGAAGCCGACUGGAUAUUGGAACAGCUUUGUCGGGAUGUUCCCUGGAGACAGAGGACCGGCAUCCGAGAGGAUGUAACUUACCAGCAGCCCAGACUUACGGCAUGGUAUGGCGAGCUUCCCUACACUUACUCCAGAGUCACUAUGGAGCCCAACCCGCACUGGCACCCUGUGCUGCGCACACUGAAGAGCCGAAUCGAAGAGAACACCGGCCACACCUUCAACUCCCUGCUCUGCAAUCUCUACCGGAACGAGAAGGACAGUGUGGACUGGCACAGUGACGACGAGCCCUCGCUGGGGCGGUGCCCCGUCAUUGCCUCACUCAGUUUUGGUGCCACGCGCACUUUUGAGAUGAGAAAGAAGCCCCCACCAGAAGACAGUGGGGACUACACGUAUGUGGAGCGAGUGAAGAUACCCUUGGAUCACGGGACCCUGUUAAUCAUGGAAGGAGCCACGCAAGCUGACUGGCAGCACCGGGUGCCCAAAGAGUACCACUCCAGAGAGCCGAGAGUAAACCUGACCUUCCGGACGGUCUACGCAGACCCCGGAGGGGCGCACUGGUGACGGGAGCCUUUGAGAGAGAAGCCGCGCUGAGACCCAGCGAGCCGCGCACCAGGAGGACACUGCGCAGGGCUGGUCCAGCUGAGCCCCGGCCUGCUGUUUGGAAGACGAGGGUGGAACGUUCUCCCCAGAUCAGAGCCCUAUUCAGUGCCAGCCAGCAGUUCAUGCUCCUAAUACGUUUACUGCGGAAACAGUAAUCCCUAAUCACAUAUUUUGUUGAGGCAAAUUGCUGUGGCUGUGCUCACAGAUGACUCUGUCCAUAAGCAGUUUCCCUCCUGCUGUCCCCUGCUUUGUUUGAAGACAAAUGAAUUGCCCUUGCCCCUGGUAUAAAUCCGCACGUGUCUGUGCCCCGUGACUCCGGCCGAGUGGAGAUGUAAAUAUGCGUCAGGGGCCCUGGAGCCUUCCGUAGGCAGACAGCUGCUGAAACCCAAACAGAGGUGGUUUCACAGGGCUGUGCGGAGGGUGGCCUGGACUCCGUGACGCUUCAGCUCCGUGCUGUUGUAGCGGAAAGCUGCGUGUUCCGGAAGCACCGUGUUGAACUCUCCCCUUGCCGGUCAGCCUUCCCAGCACGCUCAGUCCGGGUGCGGGCCUGGGGAUGAAGACGAAGGCCGUGUUCUCUGGGCCGGGCAUCUCCCAGCCGCCACCUGGACCCACUUGUAAUACAGGAGAGAACUGUCCCCUCAAAGGGAGGAAUACUUGACUGAUGUCCUAAGAAACUUAGGCUCAGAGCAGCAAAUGCCCUGCUAGUGACAGCUGUCCCACAUAGAUUCACUUCCCCUGGGGAAUUACUAGAGUCUCUCCGCCGAAGCCAGACCGAAGCCAGAGCAGUUCUUCAGGGGACAGACCCAGUUACCUAACGGUCCUCCUCGCGUCAGAUGGCAGCAGCCCUGUGACUAAGGCCUGCUUCUGACUCAGCGUUCUCCCAGACACAAGCUCCCGAGAUUCAGGGUUGCGUCCGUGACGUCACUGAGGUUCCCAAAACAGAACAGAGUGGCUGCCCCUCGUUGCAUCAGCAGAGCACGUGUUGCCUUGACCUCUUGACUCCAGGGCGUUGCGACAGAUGGGUUCCGGCCCCAGAUAAGGAAAACCUGUGAGAAAGAAAAUGGAUGAAACUAGGGCAAGAAGUUAAGUUUCCCUUGCUGCCCGUGGGGGAGCUUACAGAGCCUUCUUGCUUUUGAUCUCGUGUCCAUCCUGUGCUGCAAGAUUGACGACCCUGUGAUCAUGGCCGCGUGCCAAAGGCUAGGCAGGCUCUUCCCCAGGACUCGGAUGUAGCGCCAUGCCUGGCCUGGCUCUGUUCUCUGACAGGCUCUCCCAUGAGGCCGCUGGCUGCUCACACUGGAGUCCCUCCACCUUUUCUUCUUCCUUUUUGAAGUGUUGUUGUUGCAUGUGUACAGCCCCUUUCUCUAAGAAAUCCUAAAUGGUUUAUAGGACUUGAGCAUCAUACCAAGACUUCCUCUGAGGGAGGUACAAAUCACCAGAAAAAUAAAACCUCCUUUUACUGCC